Anthonomus grandis grandis is the source of this 2180-nucleotide messenger RNA. Its product is annotated as fatty-acid amide hydrolase 2-like. NCBI's taxonomy places the organism in Eukaryota, Metazoa, Arthropoda, Insecta, Coleoptera, Curculionidae. The transcript is spliced from 9 exons. Bases 382 to 1929 code for a protein of 515 amino acids. The record is from RefSeq and is a predicted model, not a curated record.
CGCUGUAACUAAAAACAAAAAAUAGGAAAUAGUUAUAAUUAAUUGUAUAGGUUGAUGGUCAAGGUCCAAGUGGAAAAGGUGACCCUGUGACAUAUACUAUCAAGUAGUCUAUUGGCAGAUAUAUAACAUGGUUACAUCUCUUCUUAUAAAACUAUAAAAUUACAUAAUGUGAAAGUAAAAAUUCAAGAAAAUAAUCUGUACAGAAGAGGGACCCCUUUAUUUGGAAGCGGAAGAUAAACCACAGUUUACUUUAGAACAAACACGUCGGAUUUUAUAAGAUUAAAAAUUUGUGUUGCAGUCAAACUGUCUUCAGUAUCAAGAGUAUUACUACCUUAAAUGAUGUUUUCUUAAUAAGCUGCCUAAAAAUUAGUAGGCCUUAAAAUGGAAAUAUUAUUGACAAUUUUGCUGGUUUUGACAAGAAUUUUAGAUUUUAUUACCGAGCCGUUUUUUAAAUGUGCUGCAAAAAAUAAGAGGCUAUAUCUGCCUCCGCUGAAAAAUGAAGAUAUUUUGAAAAUUAAUGCUACAGAAUUGGCAAAGAAAAUUAGACAUAAAAAGAUAUCGGCACUCGAAGUUUGCAAAGCAUAUAUACAGAGAAUUAAAGACGUCAAUCCCAUUUUGAAUGCCAUCGUGGAGGACAGAUUUAGAGAGGCUUUAAGGGAAGCAAAACAAGUCGACGCUUAUCUGCAAAAAACCUCAUUAACCCUAGAGGAAAUAGAAAAAUUUAAACCUCUUUUAGGUGUUCCCGUCACUGUUAAAGAAUCAUGUGGCGUAAAAGGGCUGAGUCUUUGUUGUGGCCUUUUAUCCAGGAAAGGCUUUACGGCGCAAACGGAUGGGGAAGUUGUGGCAAAAAUUAAAAGCUGCGGCGGUAUAAUUUUAUUAGUUUCGACUACGCCAGAAUUAGUUAUUAGCUGGGAAACUUGGAGUCAUGUAAAUGGAUAUACCAAUAACCCUUAUAAUACAACUUGUACUCCUGGAGGAUCGUCUGGAGGUGAGGGAGCACUUUUAGGAUCAGCAGCUUCUUUGGUAGGCAUAGGUUCUGAUAUAGCAGGCUCUCUGAGAUUACCAGCUCUCUUUAAUGGAGUAUUUUCUCAUAAACCUACCCCAAAGGUUGUAGCUCUAAAGGGUCAUUGGCCUCUAGGGGAAGAUCCUAAAUACCAACAGUUUUUAGUUAUAGGACCUCUAACUCGUUAUGCUUGUGAUUUAAGACUUAUGAUGAAUGUUAUGUGCAAUGACAAAAAGUGUGCAGAACUGAAAAUUAGUGAAAGGGUUGACCUAAAGCAAAUAAAUAUAUUCUGUAUAGAAGAGCUCCACGACAUAACUCAGCCAAAAGUUUCAGAUAGCAUUAAAAAGGCCGUAAAUGAAUCGGUUAAAUAUUUAACAGAAAUAAAAGGGUGUAAACUUAUUAAAUAUAAUUUCAUGAGUUUUAAUAAAGCCAUGUAUAUAUGUGGCUCAGAAUUGUACACUUUAAAAGAUAUUCCAGAUGCACUUAAAUGGGAAAAUGCAAAUUUCUGGACAGAACUAGUCCUAUCAAUUUUCUGGAAAUCAAGAUUUACUUUGAAUUUAAUGUACGCUUACGUUAUACAAAAAAUUUAUCAGUGUUUCGUCGGCAACUAUACAGCUAAAUAUGAAGAAAUGAAACAAGAGGUUCUGGAAAAACUUGGGGAUAAUGGUGUUAUUAUUCUUCCAACAUCCAUUGGACCUGCCCAUAAGCAUAACCAAAUGUUUUUUAAGAAUAUCUAUGCUUACCUUAUACUGGCUAAUGCAUUAGGGCUCCCAGCAAGUGCGGUCCCAUGUGGCCUAGAUACGAAUGGAAUGCCUAUUGGUGUGCAAGUGAUUGCUGCACCGUAUCAAGACAGAUUAUGCUUGGCAGUUGCUGAAGAACUGGAACGCCAUUUUGGAGGCUGGGUACCUCCACCUAAAAAAAAAUAAGUAAUGUGAUAUUAUUAAUAGUAUUUUAUUCUUGACGUGAGAAAUAGGAUAAACAUUGUUAUUAUGAUACGCACGUGAUACGUUAAAUCAUAGUGUUUUUUAGUUUUGCUCCACGAAUGUUUGGUAAUGGAUUUUGCUAUAGAUUAUUUAGUAUGGAUACAUUUGCCACUAAAAAAAGUGCCACUUAAAGAAGAGAUACAUUUAAUUGCAAAAUGUUAUUGUAAUAAUAAAUUAUGUAAUAGACCAAAUAA